AUUGCAUUGUACUAUGGUUCCCAGUUAAUCUUGUUGCUGUAACAUAAAGGCUUUAAUAGCGUGUCGCGUUUUAAUCUAAUACCAAUAAAAAAAACUCCAGAAUGCAAAUUUAAUUCUUCCAGUUUUUAGUUUUGGUCUGUUGCACACUGUGCUGCGUAUAACCUAACCUAAUCGCGCUCUGUCGCCUAACCUAAAAACUGCGGCGAAAUUAUUUAAAACCUCGAACGACUGCAAUUAUUGUAAAAUGGGGACGUCGGUCGACUUCAAAAGCUGGCUGGUCGUGAAACUGCGCGAACUGAACACGGACGAGACCGUAUUCGGGUCCUACAUUGAAGGUAUUUUGGACUGCGACGAGACUAGCGAGGAGAAGUCCGAAGCCCUUCGCGGGAUACUCGCCGAAAUCGUGGAAAACGGCGUGGAAAUCGGCCAGAUCUGCGAGGAAAUCCUAAUCAAGUGGCAGUCGCUGAAGGCGGAGGCGCCGCCUCCGCCGAUAUCGAACGUGAACAUCGACGAGAAACUGGCGAAGCUGAUGGAGCGCGAGUUACCCACCGCCAAACAAAAACAGUAUACGGAGGAAGAGAAGAAAAUCAGGGAGGCGAUCCUUUCUCAGUACGGGCAGAUGACUGAUUCGGAAGACGAGGAACAAGUCGAGGGCACCUCCAAGGAGAGCGACCUAGAAAAAAACGUCAACGCGCAGCUGGUCGCGGACGCCGAGAAAUUAAAAAGGGAGCAGGCUCGCGCCGAUUGCCAGAAGAAGAAAGAGAAGGACAAGGAGGAUCGAGAGAAGCAGAAGAAUUUAAAAGAGGAAAAGAAGGAGAAACGCAAGACUCAGAAGGGCGAGAGGCGCAGAUAGCGAUGAUCGGUUUUGCUAGUUGUACAGUGUUUAAAGUUGAUUUUUCAGUGUGGUACGUGUUGUUUUUUUGUGUUCCGUGAUGUAAUCUGUUGGGACUGCCCGUGGGUUUGGUUAGUUGAGCUUAGGGUGGAGGCUUUUGUGGAGCCCCGGAUAGUUGCAUUAAUUUAAAGAAUUAUUUUUGUUACAAAUACAGAUAAUGCUUUUUUUUCGGUUAUUUUUCAAAAAUUUGGAGUUAUUACUCAAUCCGCUCUUUUUAAGCUAUCGGAUGCUGCCUACCGAGCGGAUUGUGUUGUCGCUAGAUGGCGUCUUGAGAUAUGCCUACAAAUAAACAAUUUAUCAAAAACAUUAAAUAUAACUUUUGUUGCAACAAAAGAAAGGCAAAGGUAGAAACCGGAUUUCAAUAUCUGUUUUCUAACCUAUAACCAUUUUGUUUUCUAAGGCAUACCUUGAUCGGAAAUUUUUCAAAUUUUUAAUGUGAGUUAAUUACAAUGGACAUU
Molecule: messenger RNA, 1350 nt
Organism: Cylas formicarius (sweet potato weevil)
Lineage: Eukaryota; Metazoa; Arthropoda; Insecta; Coleoptera; Brentidae
Product: coiled-coil domain-containing protein 43
Exons: 3
Coding region: 245-853 (202 amino acids)
Source: RefSeq, a predicted model, not a curated record